GUGAGUUGCAAGCAAACCAAAGAGAUUAUAACUAGUAACUUUAUAUCACUUUUAGACAGUAGUUCUAUGGUCUCUACCAUUCUAAAGUCGUUAGCAAACUCUUCUAUAAGUUAGCUAUGGAUCAGACUCUUCAUCACAUACUAUUCUCAGGGCCGGCUUGGUAUAUAGAGCUGUCAGUUUAUCUAGUAUUAUGGGUCAUUUUCACGCCAAUCAUAGUAUUAGUCGAAAGCAUAUUAUAAACACAUGUCAAAGUCAUUCCAUUAAAGCUAUUAGAAGUUAAAAAUCCCAAAUAAUCACUUUAUUUUUGUUUUUUCAUGUUUUAUGAAUGUUAUUUUAUGGACUUCUUUUGUGAUUCAUAUUUUCAGUGUUAUCUAUUGGAUUUGUCCUAUCUCCAACAAAACACUACAUUUGGUAUAAUUUCAUCUCCAACAAGACACCAAAGUUGACAUCAUCCCACUAAAUUUGGUGUAAUGUGAAUUAGUGUAAUACUAUUCAUCACACCAAAUCUUUAAAAUGCAUAUUUUAUAAUGUUUCAUUUAAUAAUAUAGUUUUUUAAUAAUAUAGUUUAAUUACUAUCAAAUUUGUAAUUAAACAUUAAUAUAUUGUAUUAUUUGUAUUUUAAAUUUAUUUUCAAAAACCAAAAGUUUAUUCUUUUGUUUCUAUUUUCAAAAUAAACUUCUAAAUGACUAUUAUCACUUAUCACUUACAAAUAAUAAAAAUACAAAUAAUAGUCUACAUGUGAUAAAAUAAUUAUUUAUCAAUUAUACAUAAUAAAAAUAUAAAACUAAAAAUUAAAAAAUCAAAAUAAUAUAUAAUAUGAUUUUUGGUGUAAAAUUUGAUGUCAUUGUUGGAGAUGACAAAAAAAUAAUGACACCUAAAUACCAAAUUUAGUGUAAUUUCAACACCAAAUUUGGUGUCAUUGUUGGAGAGCCAUUUGACCAGUUGACCGAAGAGAUUAUCAUAAAUUCGUCAAAUAUGUAUAUCUUUGAAUUGCAUUUGCCAAUAGCAUAAUUAAUGUCUUUCAUACGAGUUCUUCUAUUUUCAUUUUUCCAUGAUCAUAUCCUUUGUAUAUUAACUUUCUCUUAAAUGACGUGAGUAUUUAACCGAAUGAGUAACGCAAUUGAAAAGUAAAUAAUAAUCGCUUGACGAAUUAAUAACCGAGGAUCCUUUUGGGUCCCACUCACCCAAAAACUAAGACCGUUACAAAAGUCAAAAACGAUAAAGGGUAAAAGCGUCCACACAACAAAAUAUUUUAAGAGUCUCAUCUCUUUCAAUCAGACCGUUACGAACAAAAAGAAGAAGAGCAGUGAAGCUUUGCGAGAAGACGACACAGCGCGAAAAAAACAAAAACCUCGAAUCCAGAUUUUGAUCCAUCCAUAAUGUUGGAGGAUACGAUCUCAAACCCUAGUAUGGAACCUCUGUUAUUCUCCGUCGAUCCAAUGUCUCUCUUACUUUCUCAAAACAAUCUCUGCGAAUUCGAGAGAGGACCCAGAUACAGAGAAUACGCGACACUGCGAGAGUCAAAGCUUCGGCUUAAGCGAGAGUACGAGAAGAUACUCAAGGAAGAGGAAGAGAGGUUCUUCCGCGGAGACAAGAAACAAACGAGAGUCGGCUUUACAAGACAAGAUGAAAUCAAAGUUUCGCCGGAGAAGAAGAAGAGAUUUGGGUUUAACUGUGUUCCGGCGAACGCUAAUCCGCGUCGAAUGUCGUCGUCUUCGUUGGCUCAAUCGGUUCCUGAUUUCUCCGCCGUGAUCCGCAAGGAAAAUCGCCGUCCGGUUAACUCGAACUUGCUCCCGCGGAGGACGGAUCUCACUCCGCCGCCGCCGUCUAAGAGCAGAACAGCCUCUGGAACGGUUUCUUCCGUAAGAGGAAGUAUAUCUGCUAGUGCGGGAGAGAAGAAAAGCAAAGGGAUCAAUGCCACCGUUGAAGAUCUUAAGAAAAUUUCCACCGCCGCAGCUUCAGCCAUUAAUGGCGGUGGAAGGAAGUCACUCGGCGGCGGAGGAGGAGGAGGGAGGAGGAAAUCAGUUAGCGGUGGUGGUGGUGGUCGGACUAUUCUAGGUUACAGACAAACUUAAUGUCCCAAUCGAACACGAUUUGAUUUGUUUUUAGGUUUUGAUUGAUAAAGAUUGAAUUUGUUUUUAUUAUGAUUUGGUUUGUUGAGUGAUAGCUAGAUUUAACAAUAAGCAUUGAUCAUAUGAUU
Brassica rapa (field mustard) is the source of this 2200-nucleotide messenger RNA. RefSeq lists its product as uncharacterized. NCBI's taxonomy places the organism in Eukaryota, Viridiplantae, Streptophyta, Magnoliopsida, Brassicales, Brassicaceae. The record is from RefSeq and is a predicted model, not a curated record.